Pongo pygmaeus (Bornean orangutan) is the source of this 808-nucleotide messenger RNA. RefSeq names its product chromosome 1 C1orf54 homolog (gene C1H1orf54). The coding region runs from base 317 to 715 and encodes 132 amino acids. The transcript has 8 exons. Lineage: Eukaryota; Metazoa; Chordata; Mammalia; Primates; Hominidae. The record is from RefSeq and is a predicted model, not a curated record.
AAGCCGAAGAGGGGACAAAUCCCGGCCGCAGCCCCAAGGCCACCUCCCAUCUAAUCCCCACCCCCGGAAGGCCAAUGGAGAAUCAGCGCGGGCGGAGCUGCUCGACCUGCUGGGAGUUGUAGUCGCCUUCCGAGGCCUUGACUUCGUCCAGGGAGUGGCUCGAGCCGCUCCAGACAGACAGAAGAAAGGGACUCUUUUCAGUCUAGAAAAAUGCUCACCCCUUCCUCAGAAUAUUUCCACUGUGAUGAAAAGAGACUGAUGAAGCCUCAGAGAGAAAGGCAACUCUGGGUGGUGAUGCAAUAGUGCAGAAUCCAGAAUGGAUGUCCUCUUUGUAGCCAUCCUUGCUGUGCCACUUAUCCUGGGACAAGAAUAUGAGGAUGAAGAAAGACUGGGAGAGGAUGAAUAUUAUCAGGUGGUCUAUUAUUAUACAGUCACCCCCAGUUAUGAUGACUUUAGUGCAGAUUUCACCAUUGAUUACUCCAUAUUUGAGUCAGAGGACAGGCUGAACAGGUUGGAUAAGGACAUAACAGAAGCAGUAGAGACUACCAUUAGUCUUGAAACAGCACGUGCAGACCAUCCAAAGCCUGUAACUGUGAAACCAGUAACAACGGAACCUCAGAGUCCAGAUCUGAACGAUGCCGUGUCCAGUUUGCGAAGUCCUAUUCCCCUCCUCCUGUCGUGUGCCUUUGUUCAGGCGGGGAUGUAUUUCAUGUAGAAGGUGGGAGAAGGCUGCUAUGACUCUUUGGAUGGGAGUCUGGCAAGAGGAAAUUGGAAGAUAAAAUAAAUAAUAAGUGAAAUAAUCUGGUUA